CCAGUCACUACGUCAUCAUUCGCUUUGCACCGUCAUGGCGUCUGUCUGUGUUUAUGAGCGGAUGAUAUGCCGUUGACGAAAGUGCUUUCGAGUACUCGAUCGCAGCGGCGUGGGAAAACGGCGAACUGUUCUUGAUGGGUAGUUCUCAAGUCGCUCGCAGCGAUGGAUAUUGACAGUGAUUUGGACCUUAACUUGCUGCAGCAAUUUAGCUGCCUAGGUACGACCGACCGCGAUGUUUUAAUUUGCCAACUUCAGAAGGUACUCGGGUACCAGCUCAACACCACAGAAUGCGCGUUCUUUCUGGACAUGAACAAUUGGAACCUGCAGGCAGCUGUGUGCUCCUAUUUUGAUAUCGACACCCCCAAGGAGAACGGACCCUCCAUGACCCUCGUAAAGGAUGUUACCAUUGGCGAAGGCGAAGCUGUGCCUCCCAAUACGAGGUUUGUCAAGACGUGGAGGAUACAGAACACAGGGGACACUGACUGGCCGCCAGCAUGUUCGCUCAAGUUUGUUGGCGGUGACCACCUAGGGCACAUGAACAGAGUCGGUGUGGAGAGUCUGAGGCCAGGCCACACGACAGACGUUUCUGUGGAAAUGUCGAGUCCUGGAAAGCCGGGUGUAUACCAGGGCCAGUGGCGGAUGUGCACGAUGGGAGGCCAAAUGUUUGGCGAGGUCAUCUGGGCCAUCCUGACAGUGGCUGAAGGGGGUCUGCUGGCGGUCACCCAACAGAUGGAGGCCUUCCACCAGCUAGGCUCUCCAACACACAACAGUGUCUCCUGCCCCACGGCCGUCAAUCCCUUCGCAUCGCCCAAAGCUGCAGAGUUUCCCACAACAUGUGAACAGUCACUCUCACCAUACCCGGGCUUUCCUGUCACCCGCAUUGACUGCCCUGCCGUCUGUGAUGUGCAGAACAGUAGUGAACCUCAUUCUCCCAUGCAGUCCGGCAUCCGUGAUCCGGACAUCCCUGGCGAGACGGUGAUUCAGUGCCCGCCUCCCACGUACGAGCAUGGCCAGGAUGAAAUGAUGUCCUGAGAGAAUGCAUCCAUGGUUGUUGUCAUCUUCUUCUGUGUCCACGCCCCUAACCUUUUCUUGGCUGCUGUGGGGCACCGAAGACGUGGUCCGUCAUGAGUGUGUGCAUCUUUUUCGGUGUGAAGCCCUGAUUUGGCGCGUGCUUGUUUGGUUUCUCGCGUGUGCCUGUGUAGACUUUGAACUGGCAGGCGGCUGAGUGUGUGACUGUCUCUCGCUCUCUCUCUUUUUUAAAGAUUUUUUUUCUCGAUAUAGUGACAGUGUUAUUGAGUGUUCUGGGUUAACUGCUGUGUUGCUUUGUUGAUUUGAGUGCAAAAAGCUACAAACUUGUCAUAUUGCUAUAGUUUUUAAGUGCAGUCUGGUAUUGGGCUAUCUACGCUAAGCCGUGACAACAUAGAAAAUUGACCGAAGCCUCCUGGUACACUGAAUGCGGCCAGCGCUCGAAGUGUGUAAAAUGACCCUUUGCCACAAUUUCAUUGAGAGCAGUGGUGGAUUCAAGCUAGCUUCAAGCAGCCACAUCGCGCUCUAUCACAUCUGCCCCAUAAAGAAGCACUUUCUUUUCCAUUCUUUCUCAAAAAUCACAUGCCGCUGACAUCACCUGACGCCAUUAGCAUUGCUGGCGUAACAUUUUUGAAGAGAAAACACUCUCGUGACAGAUGUCAGUGCCGUGACUGUGACAGAUGUCAGUGCCGUGACUGUGACAUGACCAGUUGCUUAAUUUAAUGGCUGUGUGAAAAAUGCCACUGUGCAAACUGACACAAAGUAAUGAGUAGGAUGUGCAAGUAUUUGCGUCAAGUCCAUGUUUGUGAGGUACUAUUGAUGCACAGUGGUUGACUUGGCUUGGGAAGCUAGCAAUUUUAGAAAGUUAUGUACUCCAAGGAAAGCAUUGCAAAUUUUGCAGAUUUAGCAAAUAGUAGCUGUAUAACAUUAAGCAUAUACUCUUUGUCCGUCAGCUGCAGUUCUUGGUAUCACUGAAUACGAAUUGAGCCACUUGGCUCAAUUCAAAAGUUCAAAGUAGCACAGUGCAACUUCACAAGUGAGUGUGUCAUUUUGUUGCUGUGGUCAGUGCAGCCGGACUUCGGCUGUUGGCUAACUUUGGAGUCUUGAGUGAGUAGCUUUGGACUAUCGAGUGAAUCCCAAAAGUUUGUUGCGUCCGCUCAGGCUGUGUUCCCUACGAGUGGGGAGACUAUUGCGUUUGCAGCUUUGGGUGACAGGUGUGACUUCUGCUGUGUUCUGCGUGCGAUUCCAUUUUUGCUGAGCAUGUGAGUGCAAGUGUUUUUGUACAGCAAAAACUAAUUUUGAGGCUUAUAGAGACAGCAGCGGCGAUUGCCAGUGGAACAUGAUUGGUUUGCUUUUGCAUAACUUUUGUUUCACUCUGCAGUGGGGGCGGCAAGAAGUGCUGAUGCAGAACAGCCGAAUAUUUCUUAUUUGCGUUGCUGGAUACUUACCCUUGUUUCGUGUUAAAAUGGUCGUGAAAUUGAAGUGCUGUUUGAAGUUUUCUUUAAAUGUGUGGGGCUGACUGUGCUAUACGGGAAUACUCGUGUUUUAGUUUUUUGCUGUCCGUUCAAGGCAUUGAGUACUGGAACAAAAUUUAUGGCUUAGAAACUUUUGGAUGCUACUUGGUAGCAAGCUUAUCCUGCAGGAAUGUUUUUGUCAUUUGUUCUUGUGCUCCCCUUUCAAUUGUGAACAUCUUUUUAAUACGCUGCUGUAAUUCUUUUGUUUCCAGUGGUCGAGAAGCAAUUCCUCUUCAGUUGCCGUUUUUUAGCUCGGUAACAUUAAUUUUUAGCAGAUAGCUAGACAAAUGGCUAGAAGCAGUUGGCUAAAGGCGUAGCCAGCAACAGCACUCAAGUUCAGAGCAAGUUAGUGUACUUUUCGUUCAUUGCUUGGAGACACAGGUGCAACAUAUGUCUAGCAGAGUGAACCCAAGUUGCACGUCCAGGUCUUCACCAGCAUAUUUUUGUCGCCUGCCAUGCGUUUUUGUGCAAAACUCAUGCAUGUCUCUUUCUUGUCCAACAUUUGAAAAUGGAGUUAUAUGAAAUAGGUGUAUGUAUUAAGAUUUUCGUUGCCGUAAUUUUUCACUAAUAUUGUUGUGAAUGUUGACCUCAUGCAACAUGGUAGUCUGUUGCAAGAAGGCCUCGAAAGUGUAGUUCUCUACUUGCAGUCCAUUGGACUUCCCAGUAGUUGUGCAGUCCACAUAGUGUUUAUAUGCCAUCCCGAACUCUUAAUUAUUCUUCUCCUGGAGAGUAUGCAGGUGUAGUUUGUGAGUAGCUGUACUUCUAGGGUUUGACACGAACAAGGAGAUUUUAUACUAUGGGUGCUUGUUUCUUCCCGAUUUCCCCCUACUAGGGUACUACCUGUCAAUAACGUUUCAUGCUGCAGGAAACUUCUUUGUGAAGAGUUUUCUGGAAAGUGGAAAUGUCAUUUGGUUUUUAUAAAACUGAUUGCAACAGCCA
Molecule: messenger RNA, 3479 nt
Organism: Rhipicephalus microplus (southern cattle tick)
Lineage: Eukaryota; Metazoa; Arthropoda; Arachnida; Ixodida; Ixodidae
Product: protein ILRUN
Biological process (GO): macroautophagy
Cellular component (GO): phagophore assembly site
Molecular function (GO): ubiquitin binding
Source: RefSeq, a predicted model, not a curated record